CAGGUUUGCCAGCUGAUGUCAGCUCUCACUGCUGAAGGGAGGGGUACAGGUGUUCGCAGAGGCUCUGGCUGCCUGGCGGGCCUGCUCUGGGGUCUUUUAACACCUUCUAUCAGCUCUCUUCUUUACCUUGCAUUCUCCCUCCCCAACAAAAGGCACCUAGUGGAGCUUACUAUUGGGCCAAGCCACCCUUCCCCGGGAGCCCAGCACAGAGGGUGGGGACAGUGUUCCAGGAGCAGGACCAGGCGGGCAGGAAGGCAGUGCUGGGAGGCUGACCGGCGUUUCCUCUCCCCAGGCGGCCUGGCCCCGCCCGGCUCUCCGGUUUGCGCUCACAUCCUGGAUUUGUUUGCCUGGCUCCAGGCUGUCCCUGCCUGCCCAGGCUUCCAAGGCCACAACUGGCCAGCCUGUGCUCCAUACCUGCCCAGCAAGGACAAGGAAGAUGGGGAGCCGAAGAACAAGCAGCUCCGAGAAGAAGAGGAGGAAGGCGAGAGGCACAGGGAGCUCAGACUGCGGAACUAUGUCCCAGAGGACGAGGACCUGAAGAGGAGGAGGGUGCCCCAGGCCAAACCUGUCGCGGUGGAAGAGAAGGUGAAGGAGCAGCUGGAGGCCGCCAGGCCGGAGCCCGUCAUUGAGGAAGUGGACCUGGCCAACCUCGCCCCCCGGAAGCCUGACUGGGACCUCAAGAGAGAUGUAGCCAAGAAGCUGGAGAAGCUAGAGAAGCGGACCCAGAGGGCCAUCGCUGAGCUGAUCCGUGAGAGGCUGAAAGGCCAGGAGGACAGCCUGGCCUCCACAGUGGAUGCCACCGCCGAGCAGGAAGCCUGUGAUUCCGACUGAGACGUGCUUUGACCCCCUCCUCCCCACAGCCUCUCCUGUAGGUGGAUGGUCUUGGAUAGAGGUGGGGCCUGGGCUUGCCAUCACCCCCAUUUGGCUUCAGGGCAGUGACUGCCUGCUCCUUCAGGUCUGAAAUCCCCAUGGGGUGAGGUUAGCACCUUGCUUUUUGGGCAAGCACCGAUGGGGUGGAGCCAGCAACAACUCUGUGAGUGGGCCUGUGUAUAUACUUUGUAUGUAUUUUGAACUUUUUCUACUUCUGGAAAUAGAGACAAAUAAACCCCUGUAUGUGAUUGAAA
This is a messenger RNA of Choloepus didactylus (southern two-toed sloth), 1124 nucleotides long. It is a transcript of the gene CCDC12, whose product is annotated as coiled-coil domain containing 12. Lineage: Eukaryota; Metazoa; Chordata; Mammalia; Pilosa; Megalonychidae. The record is from RefSeq and is a predicted model, not a curated record. Gene Ontology annotation, cellular component: post-mRNA release spliceosomal complex; U2-type spliceosomal complex. The coding region runs from base 16 to 831 and encodes 271 amino acids. The transcript is spliced from 7 exons.